AUGUCUACACGCAACCACAAACAUGCUCAGGCUGAGCAAACUCACGAUACAAUGACUGCAGAAGAGAUAGCGGGAACGGAGCCGCCAAACCAGGCUCGACCCGGCGUAGAUCCAGCUUCGCAGAAAAGACCAAACGCAUUCACAGAACUCUUGUCGCGAUCUAAGAAACGAAAGUCUCACAUAACCGCCGACGACUCACCAGGCCUUAAAAGGAAGACUGCGAAAACUUUUAAGAGCAUUGAUCCACGCGAUGGCCUCAUUGUUUACAUCGAGAAGCCAGAGGCAAAUCCCGAGGGAAGAGUAGUAGAAUACGACGACGACUUUGUCGUGAUCAACGACAAGUACCCAAAGGCAAUCGUACAUCUCCUAUUCCUGCCACGCAAACCCGCCUACUACAACCAACAUCCCCUUUCUGCCCUCUCCACAGACCCCGCCUUCCUCGCCCAAGUACGCACCCGCGCCGAGCGCCUCAAACUUCUCGCUGCCUCGGAACUACGACGUCAGUACGGCGACACCAGCAUCUCCGACCAUCCCUACCAAUCCGCCCUCGAAGAAAUGAUGUCCGCACCCGAGCCACCAUCCCCAGAAGAACAAACCGCACGCUUACCACCCGGUCGAGACUGGACAAAAGACAUCGUUAUCGGUGUACAUACUCAUCCUUCGAUGAACCAUCUUCACAUUCACAUCUUUAGUAGGGACAUGCAGUCGCCGUGGAUGAAGCAUAAGAAACAUUAUCUUAGUUUUAACUCGAGUUUCCUAGUGAAAUUGGAUGAGUUCCCGCUUGAAGAGAGCAGUCCGAGAUAUCAUCCGAGUAGCUGGACGAGCUGGGAUAUGAAGUGCUGGCGGUGUGGGGAGAAUUACAAGAAUAAGUUUGCGGCGCUGAAAAAACAUCUUGAUGAAGAGUUUGAGGAGUGGAAGAAGGAGUAG
Pyrenophora tritici-repentis Pt-1C-BFP is the source of this 927-nucleotide messenger RNA. Its product is annotated as DcpS-C multi-domain protein. The record is from RefSeq and is a predicted model, not a curated record. Gene Ontology annotation, cellular component: nucleus. Gene Ontology annotation, molecular function: single-stranded DNA binding; mismatched DNA binding; single-strand break-containing DNA binding. Gene Ontology annotation, biological process: single strand break repair. NCBI's taxonomy places the organism in Eukaryota, Fungi, Ascomycota, Dothideomycetes, Pleosporales, Pleosporaceae.